AUGGAUAAAGUCUCAGCAUUUGGCAAGAACUUCUCGGCCACAUUUACUCCCUUCGCCGCCCGCACACAGCAAUAUGUGAAGGAACAGCUUGGCCAGACCGAGGAUAAGACCCAGCUUCCUCCGGACUAUAUCGAACUCGAGAAGCGAGUUGAUGCCUUGAAACAGGUUCACCAGAAAAUGCUCCAGGUUACUUCCCAUUACACCAACGAAGGAUACGAUUACCCUGCGAACCUCAAGGAGAGCUUGGGAGAUCUUAGCCGCACAGUCAGUGAAAAGGUUCACCUUCUGUCAUCCGCAACCUCUCCCGCUGAGGCCCAAGCAGCCCUCACUGCUCCUCCCUCUGCGAAACCACAACCAAAGACCUUCAACCAUGCCAUCGCUCGGGCCAGUUUGGCCAGCAGCCAGCUCCUCCAACAACAAAAUGCCGGUACCGGUGAAGAUCCUCUCGCAGCCGCCCUAGAAAAGUACGCGCUUGCCAGCGAGCGUGUUGGUGAAGCUAGACUUGCACAAGACUCCCAGAUCCAGAGCCAUUUCCUUGCCGGCUGGAGCACAACCCUCAAUACCAACCUUAUGUUCGCGACCCGUGCCAGAAAAAGUGUUGAGAACUCGAGGCUCCUGCUUGAUGCUGCCAAGACAAAGUCCAAGAACCCUGGUUGGAAACUACCAGGCCAAGCUUCUGCACGAGCUGAGGGGCAUGAGGAAAGCGAUGCGACUGAGGAGUCCCGAGUCGAGAUUGAGCAGGCCGAAGAUGAAUUUGUCGGCCAGACUGAGGAAGCAGUUGGCGUUAUGAAGAACGUACUCGAUACCCCUGAGCCACUCCGCAACCUUGCCGAUUUGAUCGCUGCCCAGCUCGAAUACCAUAAGAAGGCAUAUGAGAUUCUCAGCGAGCUUGCUCCCGUUGUUGAUGGUCUACAAGUUGAGCAGGAAGCCAGCUACCGAAAGAGCCGUGAUGGAACAACGUAG
This is a messenger RNA of Lachnellula hyalina, 963 nucleotides long. It is a transcript of the gene GVP36, whose product is annotated as Protein GVP36. The transcript has 6 exons. Bases 1 to 963 code for a protein of 320 amino acids. The record is from RefSeq and is a predicted model, not a curated record. NCBI's taxonomy places the organism in Eukaryota, Fungi, Ascomycota, Leotiomycetes, Helotiales, Lachnaceae.